Debaryomyces fabryi is the source of this 432-nucleotide messenger RNA. RefSeq lists its product as uncharacterized. NCBI's taxonomy places the organism in Eukaryota, Fungi, Ascomycota, Pichiomycetes, Serinales, Debaryomycetaceae. The transcript has a single exon. Bases 1 to 432 code for a protein of 143 amino acids. The record is from RefSeq and is a predicted model, not a curated record.
AUGUUAAAACCGCAACCAGUAGGUGAUGAGAAGUAUGCAGUGUUUAAUGUUUUGAGACCAGAAUCUGAAAUACCUUUUGUAAAUACAGAUGAUAUUGGUAAAUUUGUGGGAGUAAUCCUUAGUGAUCCCGAAAAGUUUCACGGGGAGGUUCUAUAUGCGGCAAAUGGUAUGUAUUCUUUUGAUACCAUAGUUAAGACAAUUACAAAAGUAUUUGGGAAACCAGUAAGUUACAAACAAAUUCCGGAGAAUACAUUCAAAGAACAAAUACCAGCACCUAUAGCUGAGGAGAUAACUGAAAUGUUCCAAUUUUUUGAUAAGUAUAAUCUCUAUGGUCCCGAAACAAAGGAAAAGGCCGAAUGGGGGAUGCAGCAAGUUCCUGAAAAGCUCAGCACGUUGGAAGAAUUCUUUCAGAGGAAUCCUCUAGGAUUAUAG